GUUUCACUGGACACAAUAGAGCUUAAAUGAAAACACAUUUACAGGAAAACUAUUCACAAGGAAGUGCCCAACUUAAUUCAAGAUUGGUAUGUGGAUUGCGUGGAAGUAUAAAGGAGCCAGUGCAAGAGGUUUGUCCACAUACCAUCCGACAACAUGAAGGUCCUGCUGUUAACGCUGCUGCUCCUGGUGUGUAGCACUCAAGUGCUCACACUCAGAUGCUACACCUGUGAGGGCAACGCGGACUGUAAGGCGGAAACCGAUUGCCCAGAAUCAGCUGGGUACUGCAAGACCUGGGAGCACGGAGAUGAGCUUCUUCGAACUUGUGAGGAACUCUGUGCAGAGGAUGAUUUUACGACCUGCUGUACUUCCGACCUUUGCAGCCCCUGAGGCGUCCCGAUCACUGCUCACUUCCCCUUCAAAGUCUUAAUCUGAUAGAGAAUGACUUGUUAGUUAGGUGUUAAAGUGACACUCCUGUCUUGCUUUUACUUUCAACUCAAUCAAGAAAUUAUGGCAAAUUAUUUAGUCUCACUCUUCAUCUCACAGCCACAACACAGAGAUGCCAUUUUUCAAAGAUGGCGAAAGGGCAACCACACACACACACACACACACACACACACACACACACACACACACACACACACACACACACACACACACACACACACACACACACACACACACAACCGCAAACUCACACACUUAAUCCUUCCUGAUGUCAGUUAAUGGGUCAGUGCUAUGUGGGUCGCUGUCUGUGAAGUUGCUGUUUAAAAACAUGUGAUGGAAAAAAAAUAAACCUUUUAAUUGAUCCGCUAAA
Molecule: messenger RNA, 814 nt
Organism: Eleginops maclovinus (Patagonian blennie)
Lineage: Eukaryota; Metazoa; Chordata; Actinopteri; Perciformes; Eleginopidae
Gene: ly6d
Product: lymphocyte antigen 6 family member D
Exons: 3
Coding region: 154-387 (77 amino acids)
Source: RefSeq, a predicted model, not a curated record